This is a messenger RNA of Gekko japonicus, 2038 nucleotides long. RefSeq names its product scavenger receptor class A member 3 (gene SCARA3). The record is from RefSeq and is a predicted model, not a curated record. The transcript is spliced from 8 exons. NCBI's taxonomy places the organism in Eukaryota, Metazoa, Chordata, Lepidosauria, Squamata, Gekkonidae. Bases 168 to 1961 code for a protein of 597 amino acids.
CGUGCUGUCUGCACACUGAAGAAGAAGAAGAAGGAGAAGGCCAGUUGGGAAACCCCAGAAAGAAAGUGAGGGAUGCUGGUGUGGAGGACAGACGUCGCUGCCGCCUUCAUGGGGCAGUGACAGGAAGCACCCUGGACCUGGCUGCAGGACUCCUCAGCAAGGGGAUAAUGAAAGAAGAAGACUUCACUGGAGAAGACGACGAGAUGCCAUCCUUCAGAUACCGACCAAAUGUCCCCUUCUCACGUUGGCUCUACCACUGGCUUGAUAGCAACAACUGUAGCCAGUGUGAGAAGACUUUGACCCUCCAGACGUCUGUGAAGGUGCUGUACGUCUUUGUCGUCUUGCUGAUCAUCGUUGUGGCUGUAUUGGCUGCCUUGGUUUUUAAGAAGGUGGACUCUAUCGCUUAUGAUGUUACCUCAUCUCAGACAUACUAUGAGAAGAAAAUUGAGUCGGUCCAGGGGAACCUUCAAGAACUGGAUCAGAAUUCCCCGGGCAACUGUUCCUUCUGCCAUGACACAGGCCAGCUGGGCCAGGAGAUCAGCAAACUUCAGGAGGAGCUGGAGGAGAUCCAGAAGAAACUCUUAGCCCAGGACGUGCUCCUCGACCGCACAGCUCAAGCCCACCAAAAGCUUUCGUCCACCAACAAAGAGAUCACCGGUGAGGUGGAUGGUUGCUCUUCGGCCAUUCAGCAGGUCAACCAGAGUGUGAGCCUCUUCCUGGCCCAAGUGCAAGGUUGGCAGGCAGCCACCUCUGAGCUGGGCAGUUCACUGAAGGAGUUGUCACAGGAGCGGUUUGACAUUGAGGCUGCUGUGCAGCAGAUGAACUUCACUGUGGGGCAGACCUCCGACUGGAUGCACAUCAUCCAGAGGAAGACGGACGAGGAGACGCUGACGCUGCAGAAGAUCAUGACCGAGUGGCAGAACUACACCCGGAUCUUUGGCAGUUUGCGGGUGACCUCGGCCAAAACGGGGGAGCUGGUUAAGAGCAUCCAGACCAGCCUCGGUAUCGCUUCACAAAGGAUCAGCCAGAAUUCGGAAGGGAUGCAUGACCUGGUUCUCCAGGUGAUGAAUUUGCAGUUGCAGCUAGACAACAUCUCCUCCUUCCUGGACGAUCAUGAGGAAAACAUGCAUGACUUUCAGUACCACACCCGGUACACCCAGAACCGGACAGCCGAGCGCUUUGAAACCUUGGAAGGCCGCAUGACCUCCCAUGAAAUUGAAAUCAACACCAUCUUCACCAACAUUAAUGCCACUGACAGCCACGUCCACAGCAUGCUCAAGUACCUGGACGACGUGCGGCUGUCUUGCACGCUGGGCUUCCACACACAUGCUGAGGAGCUCUACUAUCUCAACAAAUCGGUCAGCCUCAUGUUGAGUACCACGGACCUCCUACGGGAACGCUUUAGUCUGCUCAGUGCCCGGCUGGACUUUGACAUCCGCAACCUCUCUAUGAUCAUGGAAGAGAUGAAGACUGUUGACACCCAACACGGGGAGAUCCUCCGGAAUGUCACCAUCUUACGAGGUGUUCCUGGGCCCCCAGGCCCCAGAGGAUUCAGAGGAGAGCUUGGCGGAAAGGGGCCACCUGGAAGCAGAGGACCGAAAGGCGACGCUGGGAGUAUGGGCCCACCCGGCCCACCGGGAGCCCGGGGUCCUGCAGGCCUCCAAGGUCCACAAGGCGAGAGAGGAUCGGGGGGCCCAAAAGGCCUCCCUGGAUUCAAGGGCAGCAAGGGAAGCUUCGGACCGUCUGGUGCCAAAGGGCAGGCAGGCCCAAAGGGCGAGGUGGGGCCUCCCGGGCCGGAUGGUGCAUCUGGGCCAGCUGGAGUUGCUGGGCCACCCGGAAGUCCAGGCAUCCCAGGCAAACCAGGGCCACCAGGCCCAAUUGGGCCAACAGGGCCAAAAGGGGAUCCGGGUUUACGAGGCAGGCCAGGGUUACCAGGACCACCUGGGCCUCCAGGACCAUGAGCUUGCGCCCCACAAAGGGAUGGUGGUGGAUGUGGGCAGUGAAACAGCUGCAGACACCUCCGUUCCCUCCAUGGAAA